UGAAAAUAAUAACAACGACGACGCUGAGGAAUUAGGGUUUGGGGCGCGUCCAUCGCCAUUGUCCUUGCCAUCAACCUUGCGGAGCUGGCGUGCGUAUCACCUCUGCCUUAGUGUCGUCAUCGACGCAUGGGCUCAUCGACUUGGCCAUCCCUCUUGUCAACUUAAAAAGAGCAUUGGAAAUGCACCGAGUCGACCGCAUUACGUGGGCAUGCGAAGACAGUCUGUGUUGCCGAUAAGCUUAGUUUGGAGGGAGAGAUCGAGAGAUCGAGAGAGAGAUUCAUCCCGGGGGUAUUUGCCGAGAGAGGUCGUCCAGAUUGAUGGUUGUUUGGUGGCGCAAGUGCUUUCGGUUCAUUCUGCUCACUAUCAUCAUCAGCUGAUAUACCCCGUGGCCGCUCUGUAGGAUCAUCAUCGUGGUUCCGUCGGUUUUUUCGUUUCGCUUCCAGCCAUGAGGGCCUCCGUUAUUAGGCCGUCUACUCCUGAUGGCGAUGAAGAUAGGGAACCAGAACCCACGCUCCAGGAAAUGAUCAAUAUCAAGUUGACUGAGAGCGGGGAGAAAGAGAGAUUGAAGGAGUUGUUGCGGGAACGACUCAUUGAAUGUGGCUGGAGAGAUGAACUAAAGGCUCAGUGCAGGGCUUUUGCGGAAAAGAAGGGGCGUAAUAAUAUCACUGUGGACGAGCUUGUUCGCACGAUUACUCCCAAAGGCCGAAAUUGUUGCAGCUAUGGUGCCGGAUAACGUGAAAGCGGAACUGCUGCAAAGAAUUCGACACUUUCUCACCACUACGGCUGACCGCGUGGCAUGAACCUUCCCUAAGCGACAUGGGUCUCGAGUUUCCGUCCAUUCAACGACUUUCUAAGUUCGUCUGGUGGUCACUACGGUUUCUUUUACCAAUCCCUUCAAUUCUAUCUGUUUUUGCUUCAUGUACAUUAGCUUGGGUGCAAAUCUCAGGUAGGCGGUGCUUUACUCCCUUGCGGAUGGGCAACAAAGGUUGAUUGACCUUGUAUAGAGUAUUUUAGUCCAAAUCACUCUGAAAUCUUCCUGAAAAUUCUCAGGUUUAGGCUGGCCAUUGAGUUUAAUAGAUAUUGUACAAAAAAGAUGUUUGGAUUAACUAAAGGUGAACCAUUGGUUUCCCGAUGUGGUUGAUACCACUGUUAUUAUUCCAUUCGUAAUUUGGGUCAAGUAUAUCACCAUCAUACCGCGAAUUAGUAAUAUAAUUGAAUUUUUUAUUA
Molecule: messenger RNA, 1227 nt
Organism: Physcomitrium patens
Lineage: Eukaryota; Viridiplantae; Streptophyta; Bryopsida; Funariales; Funariaceae
Biological process (GO): positive regulation of DNA-templated transcription; mRNA export from nucleus
Cellular component (GO): SAGA complex; nuclear pore
Molecular function (GO): transcription coactivator activity
Source: RefSeq, a predicted model, not a curated record